CUCAUUUAUCAGAUUUAUCGCAGACUUUUUUGUUGUUGUAACGUGGAUUCAGGAUGUAUGUUUAUGUUUAAUUUAAUAUAUUUAAGUAGCAACAGAGUGUAAUUGAUUUCAUUAUUGCAUGAUUGUUCGUAUUGUGAACUUGCUGGCAAGUUUAGUUACUGUAGACCAAAAUGAAUAGAGCAGAUGGGACGGAUAGACAGGUAGCUGUGCGAGGCCGUAGAGGACGUGGAUUCCGUCCAAAUUAUCCAUUUUCGCCUUGCAGAAGACCAGGAGAAUCAGUACAGGAACCUGCAACAAGCAUACAUAAAGGGUCAGCCAAAGAACAGAUCUCUAGUCACAAUGUAAAUAUAAAAGCACCUACUUUAUCGACAGAAAUAGGUACAGAUGGAAAAGAUGAUGUUCAGUUACUUGUAAAAUACAGCUACCAAGCCAACGAGAGUAGCCCACUUGGGGUGCCAGAACUUACCAUUCAACAAGGCCAGAAAGUUAUAUUUGUUAUGAAGCAUAGCGAGAAUGAUCAGUGGUGUAAAGUUAGAACUGAUGAUGGCCAAGAAGGAUUUGUUCCUGCAUCUUAUGUGAUGGAAUUGGAAAGUAAGCCAACAACACUACCAUGGCUACAGAAGACAAAUGAUGUGGAAGACCAGACAGAUAAAAUAACAAGUAAACCAUUCUUCAAACCGUAUGUACCAACCUACCAAGAGAACAAGUAUGAGCUACCAAACGAUCUAAAGAGAUUUUUUUGCAAAAUAUGCAACAAACAACUCAAUGGUAUUAAACCUUAUAAUGCACAUAUGUCAAGCAAGGCACACAAGGAGGAACUAGAGUACUAUCAAGAACAAUAGUAGAAGCAGCAAAUAUCAUAACUUUUACCUCCCACUAUACUGCUAUGAUGAAUAACCACAGGCGCCAUAAUUUAAUAAUAGUUAAUAAUAUAGCAAUUAUCAGUGCUGUUGAAACUUUUACAUCCCACUAUACUAUGAUUCAUAAUGAGAACAAAUAACUUACAUGUCCUACUGUAAUAUACUAUGAGCAGCCAAAGGUGCCAUUCUAAAAUAAUUUUUAACAUCAACUUUACAUCCCACUAUACUAUGAGCAGCCAAAGGUGCCAUAAUUGAAUAUUUGUUAACAUCAUAACUUUACAUCCUACUAUAUUAUGAGCAGCUGUUGGUACCAUAAUUUAUUAAAAGCAUUUUAUAAAAAUAGUAAAUAAAAGGUUCUCUAACCAUGUACAGUAUUGCAGCUUUAUUGUGUUUUAAAUACCUUGUAUAUAAGGCCUGCAUAUAGACAUUCCAUGCCAACUGGAAAUAAGCCUACAAUGAGUGUUGAAUUCAAAAUAGAAAAAUUAGCGAGAGUAUUUACAUUUAUCAUAAUUCUAGACUAGACCACUGUUGUUAUCACUUUCAGUAUUAAAUUUUGUGUUAUAAUUUA
Messenger RNA from Anneissia japonica, 1428 nucleotides. RefSeq lists its product as uncharacterized. Lineage: Eukaryota; Metazoa; Echinodermata; Crinoidea; Comatulida; Comatulidae. The coding region runs from base 171 to 842 and encodes 223 amino acids. The record is from RefSeq and is a predicted model, not a curated record. The transcript has 5 exons. Gene Ontology annotation, molecular function: protein binding; zinc ion binding; nucleic acid binding.